Messenger RNA from Scleropages formosus (Asian bonytongue), 600 nucleotides. Its product is annotated as trichohyalin-like. The record is from RefSeq and is a predicted model, not a curated record. NCBI's taxonomy places the organism in Eukaryota, Metazoa, Chordata, Actinopteri, Osteoglossiformes, Osteoglossidae. Bases 28 to 600 code for a protein of 190 amino acids. The transcript has 2 exons.
UGUAAGCACCUCUGCAUUUUGAGUGAAAUGGCAGAGGAACAAACCAGAAUGAAAUGGAAGGAGUACCUGGAGGACAGGCUAGAGGCCCGUCUUCUGCAGGAGUCCCUAAAGAUGGAAGAGCGUCUCCGACAAGAAAGGAUGUUGAUCCUGGAGCUGGUUGAGCAGAAGAUCAAGAGGGCCAUGAGGAAGUUCAGGAUGGAAGAGAUGAACGCGAUCAUAGAGGAGGCCAUGGAGGAGGAGAGGGAAGAGAGAGAGGCACGGAAAUGGCUGCAGGAACAGCUGGAGGAGGGCGUGAAGGCGAAGGACUGGGAUUUUGAGGUGGAAACGAGGAAUGUGAAAAGAAAGCAGAGAGGAGAGGGAAUCCAGCAGGUGAUGUGGAGACGGGAGGAGGGGAUGGUACAGGAGUCGAGGAGGAAGAAGAACAAUGGGAGGGGGAUGAGGAUCAGCGUGAGGGAGGCUCUGGCCAAAAUGCUGGAGACGACUCCUGCAAAGGAGAAGAAAAUGAAGGAUCGGAGAAAGGAGGAGAGAGCAGAGUUGGAAAGAGUGGACGAGAUGAUGGAGGAAGAAAUGGAGGCAAACGGGCCGGAGAAAAGUGGUUAA